Molecule: messenger RNA, 549 nt
Organism: Trichomonas vaginalis G3
Lineage: Eukaryota; Parabasalia; Trichomonadida; Trichomonadidae
Product: oxidation-reduction process
Exons: 1
Coding region: 1-549 (182 amino acids)
Source: RefSeq, a predicted model, not a curated record
AUGAUGGUAAAUGUUUACGCUCCAUUCCUUUUGACACAUUUACUUUUACCUUUACUUCAAAAGUCUCAAUCAGCGAGGGUUGUAACUGUUUCUUCUGACUCUCACAAAAUGGGAGGAGUUCUAAUUUAUGAUGAUUUUGACCUUAAAAAUAACUACUCUCUUACUAGAUCAUAUGGAUUGUCAAAAUUAUAUGUGAUAUGGAUCAUGAGACAUUUCAUCAAAUUUACUGAAAGCAAAGGCAUUAAGAACAUUACUUUUAAUUGUGUACAUCCAGGAUCAACCAUGUCAAAUCUAGGAAGAGAAUCCACAAAAUAUUGGUUGUUCAAGAUUGUUGCUUUUCUUUGGAUUCCAAUGAUGAAUUCGAUGGAAGAUGCAGCUAGGCCAAGUAUAACCUGUGCAACAUAUAAAGAACUUGAAGGUGUUACAGGAAAAUACUUUGGUCCAAAAGGAGAAGAGAAACCAUCUGAAAAAUACUAUACAGAAGAAGGUGAACAGAAAAUAUGGGACUAUUGCACUAGAAUUACAACUGAAUUUUUACAAAAUUAUUAA